GUUGGCGCGAGGUGGGGCGCGGCUGGCGGCUGCGCGGGGACAACCGCCCGGCUGGCGUGGAGCGGGCGGUACGCCUGUGAGGUGUCCUCGACCCGACCCAGCCGCUGCGGUCCCCCGCGAUGCCGAGGUCAGAGCCGGGCAGCUCGCCUCUCUGAGCCGGUCUCAACGCGGAAGGCACGGAGGGAGGCCAUGGCAGAGUGCUCUGAGCCCGGGCGGCUGGCGUCGGCGGACGGCGGCGGGAGCCUGGAAGAGGAGGACGACGAGGAGCGGGAGCCGCUGCUGCCUCGGAUCGCUUGGGCCCAGCCACCUAAGGGCGCCCCGGGGAGCGCCGUCAGACUCGUGGAGGCUGCGGGCGAGGAGGGCGCGGCUUCCCCUCGCGAGGCUGGAGACAAGGAACUGCUGCUCCCGUCCUGGGACGCACCCAGCCGCCCCUCCCGGAGCGUGAGUUCCCGGAGCUCGCCCUCCGGCCUGACCCGGAAUGCAGCAUUGAAUACAUUCUUGGAUGAUCCUGAAUUUGCUGAUAUUGUGUUGAAAGCAGAGCAAGCAAUAGAAUUUGGAGUUUUUCCAGAAAGAAUCUCUCAAGGUUCAAGUGGAAGUUACUUUGUGAAGGAUCCUAAGAGGAAAAUUAUUGGUGUGUUUAAACCCAAAUCUGAAGAGCCUUAUGGUCAACUGAAUCCGAAAUGGACCAAAUAUGUUCAUAAGGUCUGCUGCCCUUGCUGCUUUGGUAGAGGAUGCCUGCUUCCUAAUCAGGGAUACCUUUCCGAAGCUGGGGCCUCCCUGGUGGAUGAAAAGCUUCAUCUGGGCAUUGUACCUAAAACAAAGGUGGUUUGGCUUGUCAGUGAGACAUUUAACUACAGUGCAAUUGACCGUGCAAAAUCUAGAGGCAAAAAGUAUGCUUUAGAGAAAGUGCCAAAAGUAGGUAGAAAAUUCCAUCGGAUAGGACUCCCUCCAAAGAUUGGUUCCUUUCAGUUAUUUGUUGAAGGUUACAAGGAGGCUGAAUAUUGGCUUAGGAAAUUUGAAGCUGACCCUUUGCCUGAGAAUAUUAGAAAAGAAUUUCAGUCACAAUUUGAAAGAUUAGUUAUUUUGGAUUACAUCAUCAGAAAUACAGACAGGGGAAAUGAUAAUUGGUUAAUCAAAUAUGAAAAACAGAAACAGGGAAAGGAAAUUAAGGAAACACAAUGGAUUGAUGAUAAAGAAUCACUUAUUAAAAUAGCUGCAAUUGAUAAUGGUCUGGCAUUUCCUUUUAAGCAUCCUGAUGAAUGGAGAACAUAUCCAUUUCACUGGGCUUGGCUUCCUCAAGCAAAAGUUCCUUUUUCUGAAGAAAUAAGAAACUUAAUUCUACCAUAUAUUUCUGACAUGAACUUUGUGCAAGAUUUAUGUGAAGAUCUUCAUGAACUUUUUAAGACCGACAGAAGAUUUAACAAAGCCACUUUUGAAAGUCAGAUGUCUGUGAUGAGGGGUCAGAUCUUAAAUCUUACUCAGGCACUGAAAGACGGGAAGAGUCCCGUCCAGCUGGUACAAAUGCCCUGUGUGAUUGUGGAGCGCAGUCAAGGAAGAAAUCAGGGUCGGAUUGUCCAUCUGAGCAGUGCAUUCACCCAGACUGUCCACUGCAGGAAGCCAUUCUUUUCCUCCUGGUAGCAGAUGUAAGAGUAAAAGAAACAAACCGUUUGGCAUUAUUAUGUUGUUAAAACAAUACAGUAAUGCAAAUCUGCUGUUAAGAGCUCCCAUUGCCAAAAUCUCAAAAUAAUGUAAGUCUUUAAAAGGUUAUCUUUUGAAUGUAAUCAAAAGUUUACAGGGGUUUUUUGUCCAAAUAUUAAAUUUCUAUUUCAGGGAAAAAGUGAUGUAUCUCCUAUAUUGUAUUUUUGUAGGAAAAUUGUAUUUUAUGUUGUUGAUGUUAGUUUAAAAGGUAAUUUCAUGGUUUACACAUUCUGAAAUGACUGUAAUUACUUUAGAAUUCCAAGUAGAAAAAUAAGGUUGGUUGUUGACUUUUAGUAACUUUUUAUAUUCUUUUUAAAUAUUGAGAAGGAUGUUCAUGUUCACUCCUCUUACAUUAUAAAAGGCCUUUGAGGGUGAAGCUGCUCUUGUGAACUUUAAUAAGUGGUUAAUAGAAAAACAGGUAAGAAUAGAGCAAUGUUGCCUUAAUUGAAAAAGCUGCUAUUUUAAAACUUGAAUAAGUGCCCCUAAAGUGACCAUUGUUAGGGACCAGGAAGUUAUAUUUUGGUUGAGUAAAAGGUGACUGUUUUAUUUUCUGUACUUCAGAAUAUUUUUGGUCAAUUAUUUUGUUACAGUAAGGAAACAAAUCGAAAGAUAUUCCCCCUUUUUAAAAAAAAAAAUGGAAGCUCUGAACUGGGACUGGAGGGGACUAAAUGAAAUUGAGGCAGAUCUCCAAUAUUUUGAAAUUCCAAAAUAGCAUUAAAAGUCCCUUUUGUUUCUUACAUGGGAUCAAUUACUUAAUCAAUUAGUACUUUAGAGUACUGAUCUUACUCAGUUUAGUAGUUCAGUUAGUAAUAACUUCACUGAAAAGUAAACCAUACCUCAAAGUGUAUAUUGGAUUGCAUUUUGGGGUCCUAGCGCAUAAGUCCUUAAAAAUAACAGUCAUAUUGUAGGGUACUUGAAAUUACCAGUGUUAAUAUAAUGAACAGUCGACUUUAGAAUAUCAGUUCUAACUAACGGGGAACAUGACAGAGAUAACCAUAAAGUCAUUUAUAUUUGAUUUUGAAAAUCAGUAUGUCAGACAUCCUAGGACUUCGUAGCACCUUUAACUCAGCAAGUGAUUGAAAUGGAGAUGAGCGCAGUAUGAACAUGUGAUUAUAAGGAAUCAGAAGCUUCAUUCUUUUCUUCAGGCCCCAAACAAGUAACAUCACCACUCAAACUAAACUGGCAGUUUGUAGUCUGGGCCUUUUGGUUUUUUAGCUUUCUGUCUUGUAAUUUUUUUUUAAUUAAGUAUUUUUGUGUAAAAAAUAUUUCAUGAAGGUUAAAUUAGGACGGAAGACAGGUCUGCAGCUCCCCCUUCCUUCACCUCUUUCUCCUGGUCUCCAUGGAUACAGCGAGUGAGAACACGGUUGCCUCAGUACAACCCCACUGGACGCCUGUGUUCUCCUGCCUCCCCUGGCCUUCCGCCGCCUUUGUGCUGAGAGCGUGGGGAAUGGACUGGAGAUUCAAAACUCAACCACCAUCUUUAGGCAAAUACUAGUAAUUAAAAUGUGCCUUUUGAAGCUGUGUUCUUAAAGAAAUAAGUUGUUAUGAUGUGGGUACUGCUUUCAUAAAACAGUUUUUUUUUAAUUUUUGAGAAUUGCUAUAUUAAUUUUUAUAAUGGAAAACUUAGUAAAUUCCUACUGUUUUAUAUCCUGAAGUUAAAAAUAGUGUGGAACUAUUUUUUAAAUGGCCUGACCAGGCUAGAAGAGUAAAAUUGAAAUAUUUAAGAUAUGAUCAUAAGUCAGAGUACAUUAGUUGUAUUUUGUAAAUUUUCAUGAACUUGGUUCUUAUUUAAAUAUUGUGUUAAUUUUUUCAAUGAGUAUAUUUAUAGUGUCAAACUUGGUAGACUAAAGGUGAUAAAAAUCAUUGUCUUAAGGUCAUGGUUCUCCUGAAGUAUGUAUAUUGAAUAUUUAGAAUGUUUGUGAACACAUUAUGUUUAUAAAUGAUGCCAAAUUACCAUUUCCCUCAUCUAUUAGUGGUAUAGUUUAAUUCUUUAAAAUUCCAAAAGCCAUAUUUAACUCCCUUUAUAAUUGAAGAAAUUUUACUUUUGUUUAAUUAUAUGCUUUCUUAUUCUCCCCCAAAUUUGUCAGCAAUUGGAGGCUGUGGAAAACCUGUGGAAGGUUUUUUACAGACUUGAAAAGAGUUUGAGUCACAAUUUUUUUUUAUUUGAAGUUCCGUACUGAUGGAAUUAAAGCCUUAUUAAAAACA
Molecule: messenger RNA, 3903 nt
Organism: Ailuropoda melanoleuca (giant panda)
Lineage: Eukaryota; Metazoa; Chordata; Mammalia; Carnivora; Ursidae
Gene: PI4K2B
Product: phosphatidylinositol 4-kinase type 2 beta
Exons: 10
Coding region: 190-1638 (482 amino acids)
Biological process (GO): endosome organization; Golgi organization; phosphatidylinositol phosphate biosynthetic process
Cellular component (GO): trans-Golgi network; endosome; lysosomal membrane
Molecular function (GO): 1-phosphatidylinositol 4-kinase activity
Source: RefSeq, a predicted model, not a curated record